UGCUCUCAGGCUCAGCUUCAGUCAGCUCAGCUUCCUGCCCUAUUCAGUGCGGCAGGGGCCAAGGAAGUGAAUAAGAAGAUGCUGCGUUUACUCAUUCUGUUCUUGAUUCUUCGAGGUGCAGCAGCUGCAACAUCAGAAGACACAGAAGGAAAUUCUUCAGGAGAUAAUAUCAGUGACGAUGAGGAUUUUGAUGAUGUAGUGAAGCCUAGGCGUCCUGUAUAUGCAGUUCCCGAAAUUCCUAGAGCAAGUCCUGGAUCAGAUAAAUCCACAGGAGACGAUGAAGAUAAUGGAGGUGGAACAUUGGUAAUCAUCAUAGCUGCCGUUAGCGUCGUAGUUCUGGCCAUUGGAGGUAUUGUAGCUGUUGUACUCUUCAGACGCUACUUGCAAAGCCGAGAACAGGGGGUCUACUCUGUGCCAGCAGAGCAAGGACAGAAAGCUGCUGUCUAACCAUCAGGGCCUUUUCAUUUCCUCUCUCCACUGGAUCCUUUCAGGGACGUGCUGCAAGCAUGUGAUUCCUCAUCUGGACGUAUCUAUAUCUAUAGCGGAUUCUAUAACAUCAGUAGACGAGAAUGUGUUGUUAUCACAAAUUUUCUACGAACCGUUUUUAAAUGCACAAUGUAUACUGUUCAUGCACACAUGCUGAAUGUUGCACUCACAGAGAAAGUCCUUGGACUGUGUAGUACAGCUCAUUGGAACUUUUUCCUCACUGCCUGCAAUUCUUUUUUAUUUAAAUCAAGUUCAGACAGUUUUUAAACUCUGCUUAAAGGUGUGUAAUAUUUUCCAUUUUUAGAUAUUCUCCUUAAAAGUAAGCCAUUCAUAGUCAUCAAAAAUAUAAACAAACACCGUGGCUCUGUUUAUUUGAGGAUACUGAUGCAACAACAUUGGUUCAGCCAAUGGCGUGAGUUUGGGGCGGGACUAUCUAAUUAACUAGCCAACGGCAGACAGUGCCACAGAAAUCAUGAACUGCAGCUUUAAGCAAACAUCCUCCUUAUUUUUGGUCCCUGUCCUCAAACGUUAGCUGUCCCCAGUGCAUUUAAAGUUACAAAAUCAAGGCGGCUAAAAGAUAAAGCUGGCAUCUAGCUCUCUUGAUUAUUUGACAAAAGAGAGAAAAACAAGUGGAAAAGUGGCUCUGAACACCCACUUGUCAAAUGGUGAAUUAAUCAACUGCUUUAAAUAACGAUGUUGCUUUCUUUUUCCUUUCUUUCACCCUGGCCAACUCCUCUAAAGCACAGCAGAUUGUAAAUAUCUCUGGGAUGCUGGGUAGCAGACUAAUGUUUCAUAGGCUAAUACUCCUGGCUUUAAUAGGGAGACAAUCCGAUGGGUGGACGGAAUAAAGAUUCAACACGCAGCCUAGCUACAACGAGGUCCAAAAGUCCAUUACACACUUUAAAAACUGAUUUUUGAAAAGUUGUCAAUAAAGAUUAUUUGAGAUGAUUCUACUUCAAAAUUGUACAUUUGAUUCAAAAGGGCUUUUCACGUUUAUAAUAGUUAACCCUGGAUCAUUCUAAGCAGGUUUUCUUGUUUCACACUGCUCAUAAUUCACCUGGGGUUAAUUAAUUGGAUGUUGUUAAUCAAUAUUUAACACUGUACAUUCCUAAACCCUGGUUAAUGAUCUUAUUUACGUAUUCGCAAUGCAUUGUCAUUGAUUGGAUGAAUGCAGCAUGUGACCUGUUUACAGCAUUGCGCACCCUUAUUGCAGAUGUACUAAAGUUUUUUUUCCGUUGGACUACAAAGGUAAGAAUGAAACUCCAAUACACGUGUUUCGAGUCACCCUCAGACAUUUUUUCCACUCAAAGAAAUGACUGUUAAUGACAAGUCAAUAUGAGGCAUGCGAUAGGGUGUCUAUUGUUAAGAUUUCUUGCACCAUAAAAGCGAUGUCAAACCGGCUUAAAUUACAAGUGUAAAACCUACUUUUUGUUAAAAGCGGAGUCUGUAAGGAUAGUAAACUGGGGUAACGCAAAGGUGUGAAAAGCCCAAAUGUGUCACUUUACACUUUAAAGGUUGUCAAUUUACUAGCAGUUUCUGAAUGAAUUCCAAUUUAACAACAUUAGAAACAUUUGAAGACACAUUACAUUAUCAGUAUAAAGAAAUUAGUGGAAAUAGACAAAAAAAAUAAAUUUUCAGAUUUUGAAUCCCAGAGCUUUAGUGUGGACUCAGACUUUUGGACCCCACUGUAUCCACAGCAUCAUUGAUUGAAACUAAGACAGUAUAGCAAGCUGCUUAUCUUCCUCUUUCUCUCUCAUCUUUUUUCUUCCAUUUUUCAGAUUAAAAUGGAAAUCAAUCAAAGCCUUUUUAGCCUGAGUUUUGAGACUCAGAGCGUCUCAGCUCUUUACUCUGAAUUUACACAAAGACGACAGGCUAGCAGACACUUUUAACACUGCUGAGGCAAAGUUAUUCUGUGCUUUCUUGCCAUCUUGUUAAAGGGACAGUUCACCCCAAAAUGAACAUUUUGUCAUCAUUUACUGACCCUAAUGUUAUUCCAGAUCUAUAUGACUUACUGUCUUCUGUUGAACACAAAACAAGAUUGGGGUCCAAAAACUUUGGCCCCCAGUUGAGUUUUAUUGUAUAGAACUGCCUGUCCCACCCAGCCUGUGUAUACAGUAUAUGUACAACAUGGGAGGGCUGCUAACCCAGAUCACUUUUUAAAAAUGUUUCCAUUUCCUUUCUAGCUGAAUUUUCUGUUUCUUGAUCACCUGCUUUUCUUGAGCUUGCCGGUUUUCUAUUUAAAUCGAAAUGAAAUCCAAUCUUGCGUGCAUCAGACAGCUUGAGCUUGUUACUUUGAUGCGUGUGGGUGUGUAUAAAGGCAUUAGUGUGUAAUAUUAAUCAAGAUUUGCAAUAUAGCUAUUCUGGUAAAUCAUUUGCUAAAAGUGUCCUUAGACAAUAGCAUUUCAGACAACUGGAAUUGGAAAAACAGGAAAAACAACAACAACAAAAAAAAAACAUUUCAGCUCCUUUGAGUCAUUUUGACAUUUUCCUCCCACUUUUUAAUAGAGUUUUUUUUUAAAAAAUUUUUUUUAAAUAAACCGUUGGGUUUUAUUACCUUUCCAACUUUCUCUUGGGCUUUUUGGGCAGGUUGCUUUAUGCCAUGUGAAGGGACUUUAUAAUGUAAAAAAAAAUUUAAAUAAAUAAAAAGAUUUGAUAUUCCCCCAUUCAAGUAACUCCACACAUGAAUCAUGUACAUCUUGUUAUCAUGUAAGAUAACAUUCGGUUCACGCAGAUUCACAUUUCAAUUCUGUUACCGGUUUCUCUUAGUGGUUGAAGUAAGAACGGAGUGGAAAAUGCAGAUGUAGAUUUUCCCUCCUAAGGUCGCGCUCAACAGUCUUUGAAGAGAAAACCAUAAGAGAUUGUAUUGUAUUUCCUUUCAAUAGAGGCUGUUUCUGACAUCAGCGCUUAUUUUCUUUUAUGUUAUGUAAGGUAUUCUGCCAGCCAAAAUGUAUACUUAAAAUAGUUUUAUGAGACGUUUAUGUGGUAUGAAAGAGAUUAUCCAUUUAUAUUUUUCUUUUAUAAAUGUUAUCAGUAGUGUUUUUCUUUGAACUCUUUUGUAGCACAGUGUCACUGGAUAAAUCAGCAUAAUAAAUCAUGUCGUAGUCGAAACUAUACGCCUUGUUUUCAAUAAUCCAUACAUUUGUCUUUCUGAGUGCAUUUGACCAACAGUUUGAUAAAGUACUAUACUACACUCCCAGUGCUCAAGAACAGAGUCCGGAGCGUUGGCAGUGUACAGCCUUGAUUCCUCAUGACAACUGUUGCCAUUAUUAAUGGACAUUUGUGUGAUUUCUACUGAAGUUUAAAGGUUAAUGCCUGUUGCUGUAUAUAUUUUAUAAGACAACCUGUCAUCUAUUUGUUGUAUGAGACCUGUUUUAAAUAAAUUUUAUUGUUCUCAA
Molecule: messenger RNA, 3881 nt
Organism: Onychostoma macrolepis
Lineage: Eukaryota; Metazoa; Chordata; Actinopteri; Cypriniformes; Cyprinidae
Exons: 8
Coding region: 79-447 (122 amino acids)
Source: RefSeq, a predicted model, not a curated record